Molecule: messenger RNA, 958 nt
Organism: Lytechinus variegatus (green sea urchin)
Lineage: Eukaryota; Metazoa; Echinodermata; Echinoidea; Temnopleuroida; Toxopneustidae
Exons: 5
Coding region: 216-851 (211 amino acids)
Source: RefSeq, a predicted model, not a curated record
AGCGUUCUUAAUUGGCAUUGGACAAUGUUGUAAUAAUACAGCUAUAGAUCUCUCGAACUGCAGCUCGCCCCUGAGAGUCAUAUAGGCUUACGUUAAACCAAGAAUGAUUCAGUUGAAUGAGUAACUGUCACUAACUCAAGAGAGGACUUCAGUCACACUUCAAACGGGUUACACUAUACUCUCUUAAGGAUCUCGCUCUUUUGCCUGGUACUUAUAUGUUUCGUCUCCAUAUACAAGGACAAGGUCCAAGCACGAUGAAGGCAUUUCUCGUGACGUGUGUAUUCGUAAUGUGCACCAUCUCCACGGCCUGGGGGUGUGUAUCCGGUGCGGGUCCAUCGUGGGAGAUAGGCGGCCAGAGACCAGGCGGUGGAAGAAGCAAGCCCGGACAUAUCGGAACAGGUGAACUAGAGGAAUCGAACACACCAGGUAUCCCCAUCGCCGUUGCGAGGUACUUUUCUGGAAACAUUACAAAGGAAGAAGCAUUUGAAAGUAUUGAGGAUCCUUUAGACCAAGACGAUCUUGUGUCAAUUGAUGAAUGGGUUGGUGCAGGUGGAUCCCAACUGGAAUUCCAUUUCAUGCUUCUCCGCCUGGAUUCCAAUGGUGAUAACCACAUCUCAUUGGACGAGCUCGAUGUUCAUAACCUACCCAGUAGAACAAACAAUGACCCCGUCGUUGAGACUGCCCCUCGUUUGCUCGAAUACCGAGGCGUUCCCGAUGAAGAAACCACCCCUGCGACAACCACACCGCGCCCGAGACGUCGACGGCCCGGUCAAAAUCGACCAGGAAGGCGUAAUCCGGGAAGACGCAACAGACCCCGUGGUAGAGCGAGAGCAAGGGCAUCAGGAAAAUAGUGUGAGCGUGAUCAUCCAUGGUGAAUGACCGUCACUGCGAAAAGAGCGUUACACCGGGGGAUGAUAACUCCUGAAUAACAGUCGCCAAUAAUGACUUUAAAUCGAGA